AUGCACAUCGAGGGACCUCAUUAUAGCAACACGUCGUCCAGCUUUGCUUUUGUCGAGCUACAGGGAGUCAGACUGGGCCAUGUGCAUGCGCGAGGAGGCGUUGCUGUACCUUCCAUGCUGCAUGGAUCUGCAGACCGUCCAGACUCUGUUCCAUUUCCGAGGAGUGGAACUAUGGGAUGGCAUUACAGUAAAAACUACAGCAAUGUGCUUCCGAUUUUAGUGAAGAACUCAAUAAAAACGGGGCGAGGGAAAGGAAAAACGAGAGGAAAGUCCUUUGUUAGGACUGGCCCUCACUCGCAGUAUCCUUUUCCUUCACUUUUUCCUUUUCCUGCUCUUCAAUCUCCUUGUCCUCCAUCUCCUUGGCCAACCGCUUUCUCCGCACGACUCGUCCCCACACGCAUUGCUCAUUCACUUCCUUCGCGUCGGCCGUAUUGCUCCAUAGCUUUCGCUUGCGGUUCGCAUUCUCCAUGUAGUCGCCCGUCCCUUCCACAGCUUUGA
Chondrus crispus (carragheen) is the source of this 498-nucleotide messenger RNA. RefSeq lists its product as hypothetical. The transcript has a single exon. NCBI's taxonomy places the organism in Eukaryota, Rhodophyta, Florideophyceae, Gigartinales, Gigartinaceae. The record is from RefSeq and is a predicted model, not a curated record. Bases 1 to 498 code for a protein of 165 amino acids.